This is a messenger RNA of Perognathus longimembris pacificus (Pacific pocket mouse), 2027 nucleotides long. It is a transcript of the gene Serinc2, whose product is annotated as serine incorporator 2. Gene Ontology annotation, cellular component: membrane. NCBI's taxonomy places the organism in Eukaryota, Metazoa, Chordata, Mammalia, Rodentia, Heteromyidae. The coding region runs from base 96 to 1454 and encodes 452 amino acids. The record is from RefSeq and is a predicted model, not a curated record. The transcript is spliced from 10 exons.
GGACGCUCCAGCGCCCGCGGACAGGUCCACGCCCGGCUCCCGCACCCGGCGCCCCGCGCCCCGCGCCCCGCGCCGCCGCCGCCGCCGCCGCCGCCAUGGGGGCCUGCCUAGGCGCCUGCUCCCUGCUCAGCUGCGCAUCCUGCCUCUGCGGCUCUGCCCCCUGCAUCCUGUGCAGCUGCUGCCCCUCCAGCCGCAACUCCACCGUGAGCCGCCUCCUGUUCACUGGCUUCCUCUUCCUGGGCGUGCUGGUCUCCAUCAUCAUGCUGAGCCCCAGCGUGGAGAGUCAGCUGCACAAGCUGCCCUGGGUGUGCGAGGAUGUGGCCCAGACCCCCGUGGUUCUGCAGGGCCCCCUGGACUGCGGCUCCCUGCUGGGCUUCCGUGCCGUCUACCGCAUGUGUUUUGCCACCGCGGCCUUCUUCUUCCUUUUUACCUUGCUCAUGGUGUGCGUGCGCAGUAGCCGGGACCCCCGGGCUGCCAUCCAGAAUGGGUUUUGGUUCUUUAAAUUCCUGGUCCUCGUGGGCAUCACUGUGGGCGCCUUCUACAUACCUGAUGGCUCCUUCCCUAAGAUCUGGUUCUACUUCGGCGUUGUGGGCUCCUUCCUCUUCAUCCUCAUCCAGCUCAUCCUGUUUGUCGACUUUGCCCACUCCUGGAACCAGCGGUGGCUGGGAAAGGCCGAGGAGUGUGAUUCCCGCGCCUGGUACGCAGGCCUCUUCUUCUUCACCUUCCUCUUCUACACGCUCUCCAUUGCGGCUAUCGCCCUGAUGUUCGUCUACUACACGAAGCCGGGCAUCUGCCACGAGGGCAAGAUCUUUGUCAGCCUCAACCUCACCUUCUGCGUCUGCGUCUCCAUCAUCGCUGUCCUGCCCAAGGUCCAGGAGGCCCAGCCCAACUCAGGUCUGCUGCAGGCCUCCGUUGUCACACUGUACACGAUGUUUGUCACCUGGUCGGCCCUGUCUAAUGUCCCUGACCAGAAGUGCAACCCUCACCUGCCGGCCCCCCAGAGCAACGAGACGCUCCCAGCAGGCCCUGAAUACUACGAGACGCAGUGGUGGGACGCCCCGAGCAUCGUGGGCCUCAUCAUCUUCAUCCUGUGCACCUUCUUCAUCGGCCUGCGCUCAUCUGACCACCGGCAGGUGAACAGCCUGAUGCAGACGGAGGAGUGUCCUGAGGCCACGCAGCAGCAGCAGCAGGUGGUGGCCUGCGAGGGCCGAGCCUUUGACAAUGAGCAGGAUGGUGUCACCUACAGUUACUCCUUCUUCCACUUCUGCCUGGUGCUGGCCUCCCUGCACGUCAUGAUGACGCUCACCAACUGGUACAGCCCCGGUGAGACUCAAAAGAUGAUCAGCACGUGGACGGCCGUGUGGGUGAAGAUCUGUGCCAGUUGGGCAGGGCUGUGCCUCUACCUGUGGACUCUGGUGGCCCCCCUGCUGCUGCCCAACCGAGACUUCAGCUGAGGCAGUACCUUGUGCUUCACAUACAGUAGCCGCCAGCCUGCCCGACAGCAUCAGCCAAGCUGAGCCCCCUGCCCUCAUCCACAAUGUGCCCAGAGCUGGGCAUCUUUGUUCUUAGUGCCUUAGGGUCUGAGCAGUGGUGACAGCUCAUACCUGAGCCCCAGUCUCCACCACCCCUGAACCAUGAGCUGCCUCUUCCUUCCCUGCCCCUGCUCAUCCACAGGGGAGUCCCCUUAUCUCCGAGUCCUGAGUAGAGACUGAGGAGAUAACUGGUGAGAGCAGCUCAGAGGACAGCAAACACAUGUAGGUGUCCCUGAACCUGAGGCCAGGCCUUCCUGGACCCGCCCCCUUCCUGGACCAUGUGCCUUACUGAAUCUCUGAGAUUCUGCCCAAUAAACCUGUAUGUAUGCCUCCCCACGUCCUGUUCCCUCACCCUGGCUCCUACCGUCAUGGGGGAAACAGGAGGGGGAGGGUGCUGGGACCCAUGCCCGGGCCCUCUCCCUUGGGUCCUGGACAGCCUGGGAGGUGGGGGCCAGCGGAAAAGGAGGAGCAGACAAGGGCUUGGGAAAGAGGGAG